This is a messenger RNA of Caenorhabditis sp. 36 PRJEB53466, 676 nucleotides long. The record is from the annotation of a GenBank genome assembly. Lineage: Eukaryota; Metazoa; Nematoda; Chromadorea; Rhabditida; Rhabditidae.
AUGUUGCGAAGUUUUCUCGGCAAUCGAGCCGUUUUGAGAAACUUCCGUGUUCGGAUGUCGACAGAAGUUCUCCCCGGCGACGAGAGCAUCAUUGACUUUGUGGACACAAUCACCGAAACGUCUGAAUCACAGGUUUUAUUGAAUUUUUGCGAAAAAAUGGUAAGUUUUCGAUUUUCAGAACAAACCGUUCGCCACGCUGCUGCGCGAGUCGAAAUUCAUGCAACUCGGCGACUUCAACGGGCGGUUCGUCGUCGGAAAAAUUGUGCAACGCAUUCAAGAAGACGUCUACAUUGAUUUUGGACUGAAAUUCAACGCCGUCUGCAAAGUUCCGGCCAUCAAUUCAGAGUACGCGCCCCCGAUCAAGUGUUAUGAAAUUUUUCGCAAGAAAGCCUUAGCAAUUAUAGAAACUUUCUAUUUUUGCAGAGCGUACCGCAGCGGAGCCCGUGUUGUCAUCCGAUUAAUCGAUCCGGAGCUCAGCGAACGAUUCCUCGGCUCCAAAAGGGAUCUGACGCUUCUGGAGGCGGACGCCGUCCUCGUUCGCCUUCUUUCCAACGUUCCCGGCGCCCAACGACGUGCCCGUGACGAUAAAAAAUUGUCGAAAGCGCCGGAAGACGUCGUCGUUGAAAAUACGCCGAAUUUGACAGAAAAAACGAUGCCGGCCGAGCAAAAUCUUUGA